GAGGAAUGCAGUGCCCAAAUAGCAGUGCGCUACAGGAGACGCGCAGCUGUAACGAGCACUCUUGCACUGUGUAUCAUUGGCAGACCGGCCCGUGGGGACAGUGCAUAGAGGAUACGUCUGUCUCUGCUUUCAACUCCUCUGCCAACUGGAACGGGGAGGCCACCUGUUCCGUGGGGAUGCAGACAAGAAAGGUUAUCUGUGUGAGAGUCAACGUGGGACAAGUGGGCCCGAAAAAAUGCCCUGAGAGCCUCCGACCAGAAACCGUGAGACCUUGUCUCCUUCCCUGCAGGAAGGACUGUAUUGUGACUCCAUUCAGUGACUGGACAUUAUGUCCUUCUUCAUGUCAAGAAGGGGGUGUCGCAGUGAGGAAGCAGUCCCGUCACCGAGUCAUCAUCCAGCUCCCCGCCAACGGUGGCCGAGAGUGCCCGGACUCCUUGUUUGAGGAAAAGGACUGUGAAACUUCUCCUGUCUGCUAUAACUACAGGUGGAAGACUCACAAGUGGCGCAGGUGCCAGCUAGUGCCGUGGUAUGUGCGCCAAGACAGUCCAGGAGCACAUGAGACUUGUGGACCUGGACUACAAGCAAGAGCAAUUACUUGUCGCAGACAAGACGGAGGACAGGCUGACAUCAGUGAGUGCCUUAAAUACUCUGGCCCGUUACCACCGUUAACACAGACGUGCCAGAUUCCCUGCCAAGAUGACUGUCAGUUUACAAACUGGUCAAAGUUUUCUUCCUGUAAUGGGGACUGUGGAGGAGUACGGACAAGGAAACGCACUCUUGUCGGUAAGGGAAAAAGUAAGAAAAAGGAUAAAUGCAGAAAUUCUCAGUUGUAUCCUCUAAUUGAGAAUCAAUUUUGUCCGUGUGACAAGUACAGUGCUCAGCCUGUGGGAAACUGGUCGGACUGUAUUUUGCCAGAGGGGAAGCUGGAAGUAUCGCUGGGGAUGAAGGUUCAAGGAGAUGCUAAGGAGUGUGGACAAGGCUACCGGUACCAGGCCAUGGCGUGCUAUGACCAAAACAAUCGGCUUGUGGAAACAUCACGAUGCAACAGUCAUGGUUAUAUUGAGGAAGCCUGUAUUAUUCCAUGUCCCUCAGACUGCAAACUCAGUGAAUGGUCCAACUGGUCUCGCUGUAGUAAAUCCUGUGGAAGUGGGGUAAAGGUUCGGUCUAAAUGGCUCCGUGAAAAACCCUACAACGGUGGAAGACCCUGUCCAAAACUAGAUCACGUCAAUCAG
This is a messenger RNA of Apaloderma vittatum (bar-tailed trogon), 1232 nucleotides long. RefSeq names its product thrombospondin type-1 domain-containing protein 7A-like. Lineage: Eukaryota; Metazoa; Chordata; Aves; Trogoniformes; Trogonidae. The record is from RefSeq and is a predicted model, not a curated record. The transcript has 7 exons. Gene Ontology annotation, biological process: actin cytoskeleton organization. The annotation marks the transcript as partial. Gene Ontology annotation, cellular component: plasma membrane.